AUGCGUAACUACUCGAAAGCACUUGAAUUUUACGACAAAGCACAUCAAAUCUAUGAAAAAUCUCUGCCUCCGAAUCAUCCCUCAUUGGCUACUUCCUACAACAACAUCGGUCUUGCGUAUGACAGCAUGGGUAACUACUCGAAAGCACUUGAAUUUUACGACAAAGCACUUAAAAUAAGAGAAAAAGCUCUGCCUCCGAAUCAUCCCUUAUUGGCUACUUCCUACAACAACAUCGGCAUGGCUUAUUCCGGACAAGAUGACUACCCAAAAGCACUUUCAUAUCUAGAAAAGGCACUUGCUAUCCGACAAAAAUCACUUCCACCAACACAUCCUCUUAUUAAAACGACAAUAGAUAACAUUAACUCUGUGAAAAAGAAAAUGUAA
Messenger RNA from Rotaria sp. Silwood1, 384 nucleotides. Lineage: Eukaryota; Metazoa; Rotifera; Eurotatoria; Philodinida; Philodinidae. The record is from the annotation of a GenBank genome assembly.